This is a messenger RNA of Dothidotthia symphoricarpi CBS 119687, 420 nucleotides long. RefSeq names its product cochaperone Pam16. Gene Ontology annotation, biological process: protein import into mitochondrial matrix. The record is from RefSeq and is a predicted model, not a curated record. The coding region runs from base 1 to 420 and encodes 139 amino acids. Gene Ontology annotation, cellular component: TIM23 mitochondrial import inner membrane translocase complex. Lineage: Eukaryota; Fungi; Ascomycota; Dothideomycetes; Pleosporales; Dothidotthiaceae. The transcript has 2 exons.
AUGGCUCACCGUAUAAUAACACAAGUCGUUUUCUCUGGUGCCCGAAUAAUAGGCCGCGCCGUCACCGAGUCCUACAAGCAAGCGGCCGCUUCUCAAAAGUUUGCCGCGGCGAACCAGAAUGGUGGCGGAGGAGGAGGCGCCUUCUCGGGAUCCUCGAACAUUACAAUGGAUGAGGCGUGCCAGAUCCUGAACGUCAGCCCCGGAAAGAUGGGACAUAUAGAACCGGAAGCCGUCACGGAGCGAUUCAAGCGGUUGUUCGACCUCAACGACCCGCAAAAGGGCGGUAGCUUUUACCUGCAGAGCAAGAUACUGAGAGCGCGAGAGAGGAUCGAGAGGGAGCUACAAGGACACCAGCGGAUGGCUGAGAGGGAGAAGGAACUGAGCGACGGGUUCAAGCCAAAGUUUACGAAGGAGGAUUGA